Closterium sp. NIES-67 is the source of this 2012-nucleotide messenger RNA. Lineage: Eukaryota; Viridiplantae; Streptophyta; Zygnematophyceae; Desmidiales; Closteriaceae. The record is from the annotation of a GenBank genome assembly.
GCUCAUUCAGCUCGAGGAACCGUCUUUUAGUUUUUACAUCUCGGAUAAACUCUGCUACGUUAGAUCGGACGACAUCUGGAUCUUCAAGAAUUUUCCUGUUUCCGUUAGCACGGAAGCCGUGAUGUCCAGCGCCGCCAAGCUGUCGUCGCGUCUUCUGCAGAGGAGCUUCAGAGAUGGCGCUUAAGGGACGGCGAGAUUGAAGGUUCAGCGACAGCGAAAUGGAGACUUCGUGACGGCGUGAUUGGAGUUUAGAUAGCGGCGACGUCGCCGGAGCUCGUAGCUACGGCGGGAACCUCCUCAAAGACGGCGACAAGCAACCUGACGACGUCGACAAGCAACCUGACGGCGGCGACAAGCAACCUGACGACGUCCACAAGCAACCUGACGACGGCGACAAGCAACCUGACGACGGCGACAAGCAACCUGACGACGCCGACAAUCAACCAGACGGCGCCGACAAGUAACCUGACGACGUCGACAAGCAACCUGACGACGGCGACAAUCAACCUGACGAUGGCGACACGCAACCUGACGACAUCGACAAGCAACCUGACGGCAGUGACAAGCAACCUGACAACGGCGACAAGCAACCAGACGGCGGCGACAAGCAACCUGACGGCGUCGACAAGCAACCUGGCGACGAGCAACCUGAAGACGGUGACAAUGAAAUCGAAGCUCCAGCGACGGCGAUAUCUGACCUUUCGCCGAUGGGGACACGAGGAUCCAGGGUUGCGAUAUCGGAGCUUCGACGUCGAAAUCAGAGCUCCGGGGACGGUGAAAGCGGAAAUCGGAGCUCCUGGUGCUGGCAGUGAUGCCGUUGCUGCGGCUAACCCUGCUGCCGAUCCUGCUGCCGACAGUGCUGCCGAUUUUUCUGCUGACGGUACAGCAGAACCUGCUGCCGACCCUACUGCUGACGGUGUUGCCGAGCCUGCAACUGGCGGUGCUGGCGAACCUGCUGCUGACGACGUUGCUGCUGAUCCUGCUGUCGAUGAUGCUGGCGUUUCUACUGCUGAUGGUGGUGCCGCCGCUGCUGGAAACGUUGCUGCCGAACCUGCUACUGGUGGUGCUGCCAAUUCUGCUGCUGAUGGUGCUGCCGAACCUGCUGCCGACGUUGCUGCCGAGCCUGCUGCUGACGGUGCUGCCAAUUCUGCUGCCGACUGUGCUGCCAAUGGUGCUGCCGACCCUGCAGCUGAACCUGCUGCCGAACCUGCUGCCGAACCUGCUGCCGAACCUGCUGCCGAAUCUGCUGCCGAGCCUGCUGCUGAUGGUGCUGCCGAACCUGCUACUGGCGGUGCUGCCGACCUGCUGCCGAACCUGCUGGUGGUGGUGUUGCCGAACCUGCUGGCGAUGGUGCUGCCGAACCUGCUGCCGGCGGUGCUGACGAACCUGUCGCUGACAGCGCUGCCCAUCCUGCUGCCGAUGGUGCGGCCGAACCUGCAGCCGGCUCUGCGGCCGAUCCUGGUGCUGAUGGUGGAUCCACCACUGCUGGAGCCUUGUUCUGCUGCUACUGCUGGCGGUGGUGGUGGCGCAGCUGCUGCAUCCGCUCGGACAACCUACCCAAAAAGCUAAGUGCUCUUGCCGUUCUGAUUUUCUCGUUUUCGUUUUCUAGUGCCGCCGGAUCAGAAGUGAUGGCCGUAGGCACUGCUGCGUGGGUGGCUGAGAGGUGGAUGGGAGGUUGGAGUAAAUUGGUGAAAGUGAGGACGUGGCGGCUCAAGGCACUUGGCGGUCGGUCGCUUGCAUGGUCUAGUCGGGUGACUUAGAAAGCAUUCAUUCCCAUGCACGCGUCCCUCUCUCUCCUCUUGAACCUCCUCUUUCUCGUCUCAGUCCCCCUCGCAUGGCUGCCAAGUGCAAUGGGUUCGUUGGUGCCUCGCGCUCCAAACUCCUUGAAUCCUUGAAAGCCUACCCGUUGCAGUGGUGCUGUGGGUCUUAGCCGCCUUUCAUUUUCCUCAUCCUUGCUUUCUGGUUUUUGCUUGUGGCUUGCCGAUUGUCGGGGUAAGACCUCUACGAGACAC